CACCGGCAGGCCCAGCUGGAGAGCGAGGUGCGGGGUCAGCGGGAGCGGCUGGACCAGGAGCGCCAGAAGAACGCCCACCUGGACGAGGAGGUGCGCAAGCUCCAGGAGCACCGGGACGUCCGCAGCCGCCUGGACGUCCUCCGCCAGAAGCUGGCCUGGCUGGACUAUGACAGCACCCGGCAGGCGUAUGAGGCCGAGAAGAACAAGCUGCGAGAGGAAGAGCGCACACUCAAGGCCAGGCUGGAGGAGCAGGACCCCCUCAAGCAGCAGCUGGCCAAGAUGGCCGCCCACGAGGAAGGGCUGCGGCGUCUGGACAAGUCGCUCAAAGCGGAGGCUGCGGCCGCUCUGAAGAAAGUGGAAAACUCCCUCCAGAAGCUCACCGAUCUGUCGGAACAGGGUGGUGCUGUGAAACGUGAACUGGAAAGAAAAAUUAAGGAUGAGGCAACGAGAAGGGAAAGAAUUGACAGGUGCAAGGCUGACAUUGAAGGCUUUGAAAAGGAACUUGGGGAGGCGGCAGCUGAAAGUAUUGAGAGCAAGCUGCAGGAGGUGCAGUCGGAAAUGCAGCGCUGCAACCAGACCUUGACCGCCAUCUCCCGUGCCAGACAGAUGGCAGACGCAUUUGUCCGGGAGAGACAGCGUGAGAGCGCAGCCCUUGAAGAGGAGAUGAGGAGGCUCAAGGACCAGUCGAAUCAGCGGAUGGAGAUGCUGCGAAGGCGAAGCAAGGAUGCCUUCAGCGCCACGCAGUGGCUGCUCAAGAAUGAGGGCCUUUUUGCGGGCAAGAUCUAUCCUCCUAUCAUGACUCAGGUGGAGGUGCCGGACCAGCGGGACGCCAAGUACGUGGAGGCCCAGAUCCCGUUCCGGGACAUGAUGGCCUUUGUGGCCGAGCAGCCCGAGGACCUGAGCAAGUUCCUGGGCCUGGUGCGGGACGGCCAGGGCCUGCGCAUCAACGGGGUGGUGGUGCCGGCCGAGCCCCUGGACGCCUUCCAACCGCGGCUGCCCCUGGCCCAGAUUGGCCCUCUGGGGUUCCGGGGCUACAUCCAGUCGAUGCUGCGCGCACCGGAUGCCAUGAUGCGUUACCUGUGCAAGCAGUACCGAGUGCACGACGUGCCGGUCGGCGACGAGCGCGUUGAGAACCACCUGAGCCAAAUCAAGUCGCUUGGAAUCCGCCGCUUCUACACCCACAACCAAGUGUACUCGGUGAAGACGUCCCGCUACGACUCUUCCAGAAGUUCGACCAUGACGACUGAAAUCACGCAGCCCAGCCUGCUCACAGUCUCUGUGGACAUGAGCAGCCUGAACCACCUGGAGCAGAGCAGACAGGCGCUGUCCGAGGAGAUUGCGUCCAAGAGCGCGGAGGUCAAGGAGCUGUCUGGCCAGGAGAGGGCGGCCUCGUCCAAGCUGGAGGAGUGCAGGACGGCCAAGAAAGGGCUGAUGGCCGAGGCCGGGCGGCAGAAGCAGCUCGGGCUGCUGCUGGACCAGAAGCGCCAGGCGCUGCAGUCUUUGCAGCGCCAGUGCCUCGACCUGGACCGGGAGCGUGCCGAGGCGGCCAAGAAGCAGGGGAGUCUGUGCCGCACCAAGAUGGUCCAGGUGGCCAGCUACGUUCAGAGACUGCAGGCGUGCUACCAGAGCCACCGGUUGUGCGUGGACCAUCGGCUGGAGAUGCUCAAGGUGGCUGCGGACAGGAAGAAGCUGGAGGAUGCCCUGCAGCUGGCCCUGGAAGCCCACCAGGCGCUGGAGAGCGAGGUGCGUGCCCGGCGGGAGUCUGUGCUGUCUGCCAAGCGGGAGGCCCAGCGGAAGCUGCGCCAGGCCCAGGAGGCCAUCGGCUGCCCCACCAACAUCUCCCAGAUUCCCCCAAGCGUCGCCAGGGAGUUCCUGCAACUGCCCAAGUCAGUGGCCGAGAUCACCCAGCAGGUGCAUGCGGAGGAGGCCAAGCUCAGCUGCAUGCUUCCCGUCGACAGUGCGGUGGAGCAGGAGUACCACCGCCGGCAGCAGGACAUUACCCAGCUCGAGGGGGAUCUGGGCUCCAACGAGGCACAGCUGGCCGAGGUAGCAGAGGAGAUGGCAGAUGUUAGCGGCCGCUGGCUGCCCGACCUGGAACGCCUGCUGGAGCGCAUCAACCAGGGAUUCCAGCGCUUCUUUCAGGCCCUGGGCUGUGCUGGACAGGUGAGCCUGUACCGUGGGGAGAAAGCCCACGAGUACGACCAGUAUGGGGUGAACAUCCGGGUCAAGUUCCGGGACAACGAGCGACUCACGGAGCUGUCGGCCGCCCACCAGAGUGGAGGGGAGCGCAGCGUGGCCACGGUGGUCUACAUGAUGGCGCUGCAGGAGCUGACGAGCGUGCCCUUUCGCUGCGUCGACGAGAUCAACCAGGGCAUGGACUCUGAGAACGAGCGCAGGAUCUUUGAGAUGAUCAUGAACACAGCCCUCCAGAACUCUGCACAAUACUUUCUGCUCACGCCCAAGCUGCUCCCGGACCUCCCGUAUGCGGAGAAUGUGACGAUGAUCUUCAUCACCAAGAGCGAAAACUACAUUCCAGACUGGAAACCAGAAUCGCUCGCCGGUCGCGCCGUCGGCUUGGCGGCCCUGGCUAAACGCCUGUGACACAUUGUUUCACCCAGCUGGUGACCAAAACAUAUUUUUAAGAGUGCUACAUUGUUUCACCCAGCUGGUGACCAAAACAUAUUAUUAAGAGUGCCACAUUGUUUCACCCAGCUGGUGACCAAAACAUAUAUCUAGAGUGCCACAUUGUUUCACCUGGCUGGUGACCAAAACAUAUAUCUAGAGUGCCACAUUGUUUCACCUGGCUGGUGACCAAGACAUAUAUCUAGAGUGCCACAUUGUUUCACCUGGCUGGUGACCAAAACAUAUAUCUAGAGUGCCACAUUGUUUCACCUGGCUGGUGACCAAAACAUAUAUCUAGAGUGCCUUUUUUUAUGAGUAAUAAAACUGGUUGUAAUAAUGGUAAUAAAAUUUCCCAACUUUCUCUA
Ixodes scapularis (black-legged tick) is the source of this 2987-nucleotide messenger RNA. It is a transcript of the gene SMC5, whose product is annotated as structural maintenance of chromosomes protein 5. The record is from RefSeq and is a predicted model, not a curated record. Gene Ontology annotation, biological process: double-strand break repair via homologous recombination. NCBI's taxonomy places the organism in Eukaryota, Metazoa, Arthropoda, Arachnida, Ixodida, Ixodidae. Gene Ontology annotation, cellular component: Smc5-Smc6 complex. Gene Ontology annotation, molecular function: ATP binding; ATP hydrolysis activity.